Seminavis robusta is the source of this 3736-nucleotide messenger RNA. Lineage: Eukaryota; Bacillariophyta; Bacillariophyceae; Naviculales; Naviculaceae. The record is from the annotation of a GenBank genome assembly.
GGAAUGGUCUUGUCUGGUUGUUGGAGGUUGCAGGAGGAGAUUUUUCACAGCAAAGAAAGAUGAUGUUGAUUGAUCAUUACAAAUUAGUUUUCACCACAAUCCAACUUUACACAGUUUUUUGAUGAGAGACAGAGAAUAGAGCAACAACAAACCGACCAUGGCCAACCGCAGUACCAUCUUCGCCUCGGAAGAUCUCUCAUUGCCUCGCCAUGGCAACAGACCGACCAUGGCUAACCACAGUUCCAUCUUCGCGUCGGAAGAGCUCUCGUUGCCUCGACACGGCAAUUUUCUUUCUUCUUCCGUCACCAGCAAUCCAUGGGACGAUCAGGAUGUCCAGCGCACCCAAACCCGUAAUCAGCGCCCAGCCAGGCAGAAGAGUAUAAUUGACAAAGACAGGGUUACCAUUGUGAAUCCCAGCACCGCCAUGUCUCAUAGAGUCAACACCAAGUUGGGGCAAUUUUGUACGGAGAAGCUUUUACAGUGCAAACGACGCCUCACCAAGUUGUACGGUCGUCAACGAGAGAUUCGACUCUUGGAAACCGAGUUGAACCAGAUUUGCAACAAGACCAACUGCCACCACCGCUCGCUCUGUUUGAUUCGUGGACUCAGUGGGGAAGGCAAGACAGCCUUGGCCCUGUCACUCAAGGAUCCUGCCGAACGUCAAGGCGCCUUUUUUGUACAGGGCAAGUUUGACUUGGCACAGAUUGGAGAACCCUAUUCUGGAAUCAAGGCGGCCAUGCGACAGUUGUGCCGGGAAAUCUCCCAAUUGCCACGACGCAAGUUAUCCGAUCAAAGCAAAAAGCCAACUCUGGAAGAUCUCCAAGAAGCCGUAGCAGAGCAGUUGGACUGGGAAAUGGACCUCCUCUGCCAGGUUGUGCCGGAAUUGGAGGUACUCCUUAAACCAAAAGCAGGAGCAGCAGAAACCACCAAGAGCCCUGGUCCAAUUCAAAAACUAUUUUUAAAAGUUUCCGAGACAACAAGUCAACAACAACGACCGUCAGGGCAGAGUUUCGGCAGUUUCGGUUCCAAAAAGACACCAAUCAAGGCAGGAUUCCGACGACAAAAGGCAGUGCACGCAGCAGAUGCAACUACCACGAUCAACAAUUACAAUGCCAAAUCGGCUGGGGAUCGUCUCCAGUUUGCCAUGCGGCAGUUGAUUCGAUUGAUAACAGGGUUUGUGCCAUUGGUACUCCUCUGUGAUGAUGCACAAUUUAGUGACACGGCCAGUCUCUCCAUUCUCAAGGGAUGGAUUACCGAUGAUACCAUUCCAUCCCUUUUGAUGAUUUGGACCUACCGAAGCAACAUGGUCAAUGACAAUCAUUUCGUCACAAAAACGCUCCAGGAAAUCCAAGAAGUCAAAGACGAAAAGAAGAUUGCCAUUCAUGAGAUUGCCAUCGGAGAACUGCAUCAGGGAGAUGUCAAUGCCAUGAUUGCCGACAUUUUGGAUAUGCCACCUGAACAGGUCAAAGAACUCACCGACACUAUUCAUCACAGAACCCAUGGAAAUGUGUUCUUUGUGAUGCAGUACCUCCUGUCCUUGGCACAAAAGGGACUGCUCAAUUACAACAUGGGUUGUUGUCAAUGGAACUGGAAUCUACAAGAUAUUCGGUUUGGAUCCACGGCCACUGACAAUGUGGUCGAUCUCAUGAGGGAAAAGUUGGAACAGUCGCCCACUGCUCGGAGGCUCCUUCCCUUGGCGGCAUGCAUCGGUACCACGUUUGAUGCCCAAGUGUUGCAGGCUGUCAUGAUGGCUGCAGAUGACCACCCAAUUUUUUUGGAUGUAUUGGGAAGUGACUUUGUUUUGGUAAGCAACUUUGGGGUUGAUAUUGACAACCAACUCCAUCAGCUUGAAAGUGAGGGAUUCAUUGAAGCCUCCUCGAAAACGACCUUUUCGUUUUUACAUGACAAGGUUCUCGAAGGAAGCAUUUCGCUGAUUCCAGAGGCAAAACUUGAUUAUCUAAAGUACACCAUGGGGUAUAUUCUCCUGGAGAACAGGGAGAGUCUUGAAGCCCUAGGAGUGGAACAGUUGACCUUUCUCCUGGUCAAUCUCAUCAAUCCGAAAAUGGAGCGACUACCAGACGAGAAACGAAUGGAGAUGUUUGAGUUGAACUGGGCAGCUGCUGAAGAGGCUUACAUUGCUGCAGCCUUUCGGCGUUCAGCUGUGUAUUACAAGGCUGCCAUCUCCCUGCUUCCUGAACGUCAUUGGGAGACCAUGUACGACGAGAGUCUCUAUCUGUACACGUCCGCAGCGGAGUCUGAGAUGUGCUUGGGCAACUACGAUCAAAUGAAGGCCUACAGCAAUGUUGUGCUGGCAUUGGACUGUCCCAUUCAGGAUAAGAUUCAUGUGUACCGAAUCAUCAUGGACGCACAUAUGGCAAAGGCUGAAGUUCAGGAAGCCUUGAAUGAAAGCUUGAGUGUCCUGGAAAGUUUGAAGUUUCACGUUCCCAAGACUAUGCUUGGUCCGCGGACUUUGUCGGCCAUCGCCAACAUUAAGCUCCACAAGAAAAAGUGGAAGCCGGAUUCCUUGCGAAGACUGCCAGUGAGCACGGAUCCUGUGGAUGAAGCCAUCUCCAAAUUGCAUGACACUCUGAUUAUGUUUUCCAUGAUUGCCUGGCCUGAGGCAUGGCCGCUCUGUAUUAUCAUGGCAUGCCGCCAUGUCAUCGAUCGUGGGCUGACACGAUAUUCUGCCGUUCCGUUUGCAUGGAUGACCAUGAUCAUUCAAAAUGUGUUUAUGGACUUCCAGUGGGCCAAAGAACACGCUGAGGUGACCUGCUCUCUCAUGGACAAGUUUCAAAACCCAGAGAUCGAAUCGAGAAUUUCCAUGGUGCUCAACAUUUUCACCAUUCACUGGUCCGCACCAAUUCAGCAGUCUGGCAAGGCAUUGACGAUUGGGUACAAGAGAGGGAUGGAGUGCUGUGACUUGGACAGUGCUUUCUGGAAUGCCCAAUUUAUCAAUGAGUCGGCACUGUAUUCUGGGACCAACCUUGCGUUGAUCGAAAAGGAUGUGGAAUCCUACACCAAGAAUGAGAUGGACUACAAAAUGUUCAAGCAUGCAGACUGUUUGAAGAGCGUCUGGCAGUUAGUUUUAAACCUCCGUGGCUGUUCAUCUAACACGACAAUCCUGACUGGUACAGCUCACGACGAAGAAGCGGCAUUGAAGAUGCUAGACACCUCAAAUGAUCUUCAUCACCUCUCCCAUUUGCAAAAGGAUAGACUGUUUGCAGCUGCCUUCUUUGGUGAUUUCGAAAUGGCGGCGGACCUUGGUUUGUCCGCCAUUGAUAUGAUUUGCAAGGUUCUCACAGGUCAGUAUUCUACCCUUGUGGCACGGUUUAUUGUGGGUGUCGGCUGCUAUGAAAUGGCCCGACAACGGCCGAAACGAAAGAAGGAAUACAUUCGAGCAGCCACAAAGCAACGAAAGCAAAUUCGGCAAUGGUUUUCUAUGGGAUGCCCAGGGGCUCAACACUAUGCCCUCUUUUUGGAUGCAGAGCAUGCCGCCAGCAAAGAAAAGGUGGAGGAUGCCAUUCAGUUUUAUCAGCGCACCAUUACACUGGCAGGUAGGACAGGGUACCUGCAUGACCGGUCUCUUGCUUGUGAGAGACUAGCAACUUUGUAUCUGAGAAUGGACGACAUGGCCAGUGCCAAGGCUCGUCUCAUCGAAGCACGAGACCUUUCGGAGGAGUGGGGUGCAAUGAAACGAGUUGAACUUCUCGACAACAAAUUGAAGUCUCUCUUCUAA